UUUUGUAGUUGCUGGCUGCACAAUGGAUCCAGUGAGAUGCAGUAUUCCGAGUCCAGGUGUUCGCUGCCGGGCGCAACACCACAGUCGGCCGGUCGCAGUCAUCGUUAAAAGGAGCGCCAAAACGCCUAAAGGCGUAUGGGGCAAAUAUGGUGGAAACGACACAGGCGAUUUCCAAGUAUUGGCUGAUGGCUGCACAAGGCGAACUGCAGAACUGCUAACCAAGCACAGCGAUCCAGUGCUCGAAGCUGCUGCUCGUCGUGUCCAGUGCUGUCCGAUGUACCGAUGUAUAAUGGCAACGCAAGUAGUGCACAUUUGGCGUAAUGGCAGAGAAUAUGUAUGUACGUGUAUUCUCGUUUGUAUGUAUGAGGAUUGUACGAAGUUUGCUGGCUACGCAAUGGAUACGUUUGCAGCGUGUUGGCAGAAAAACAUAUUACCGGCUGAUGAUGGUGUUUUGUAGUUGCUGGCUGCACAAAGGAUCCAGUGAGAUGCAACAUUCCAAGUCCAGGUAUUCGUUGCCAGGCGCGGCACCACAGUCGGCCGGUCGCAGUCAUCGUUGAAGGAAACGAACAGGCGAUUUCCAUGUAUUGGCAGAAUGACAACUCCCAGUGAACCGUGAGAUCGCAAUCCAUGUGCGACGAUCCAAGGCCCGCAGCUGCUGCUCGUCGUGUCCAGUGCUAUCCGAUGUACCGAUGUAUAAUGGCAACGCAACUGAAUGCACAUUUGGCGUAAUGGCAGAGAAUAUGUAUGUACGUGUAUUCUCGUUUGUAUGUAUGAGUACCGAAUGUAUGCCGUCCACGCAACAAGUGCGCUUCAAGCUUAUUUGCAGAGGACAAUAUGUAUGUAUGCAAC
Drosophila nasuta is the source of this 849-nucleotide messenger RNA. RefSeq lists its product as uncharacterized. Lineage: Eukaryota; Metazoa; Arthropoda; Insecta; Diptera; Drosophilidae. The record is from RefSeq and is a predicted model, not a curated record. The transcript is spliced from 2 exons. Bases 23 to 457 code for a protein of 144 amino acids.